Haplochromis burtoni (Burton's mouthbrooder) is the source of this 1403-nucleotide messenger RNA. Its product is annotated as coenzyme Q-binding protein COQ10 homolog, mitochondrial. Lineage: Eukaryota; Metazoa; Chordata; Actinopteri; Cichliformes; Cichlidae. The transcript is spliced from 5 exons. Gene Ontology annotation, molecular function: ubiquinone binding. Gene Ontology annotation, cellular component: mitochondrion. Bases 84 to 788 code for a protein of 234 amino acids. Gene Ontology annotation, biological process: ubiquinone biosynthetic process; cellular respiration. The record is from RefSeq and is a predicted model, not a curated record.
CGGCUCUUCAUUCGGACCAAAGUUCGGUUACUAUAGCUGGUUUGAACACUUUAGUACGCGUCACCACAAACUAGGGGGGAAAAAUGACCAACAAGACGACUCCUGUUCUCCUCAAAGCGCUGCUGGAGCUAUAUGAAGCCCACUCUUCAAAGGUUGUCCGGGGAAACACUAAAAGAGCAAAUUUCAGGAUCUUGGGUUCUUGUGGGAUCCUGGAAGCAAGAAGGGCAAGCCUCCAGUUCUCCCCCAGCACCUGUGUAAGCACGCCAAGCAGAAGCUUCAUUAACCUGGCAGCUCCCAUCACUAACCGCAGGAUGGAGUACACUGAGUGUCGGACGUUGGGGUAUACUCCAGAGCAGAUGUACAGUGUGGUGGCAAGUGUGGACCAGUAUCAGCACUUUGUUCCCUGGUGCAAGAAGUCUCGGGUCAUGAGGGGGCGAAACGGUGGCCUCCUGGCAGAGCUAGAAAUCGGUUUCCCCCCUCUUGUUGAGCGAUACAUCUCUGAGGUCACUAUUGUUCCAAACUACCAAGUCAGGGCUGUAUGUACUGAUGGAUCUCUCUUCAGCCAUCUUGAAACAAUAUGGAGGUUUUCCCCUGGAGACGGAAACGCAGCAGACUCGUGCAAAGUGGAAUUCUAUGUAUCAUUUGAGUUCAAGUCUCUUCUGCACUCUCAGCUGGCCAGCGUCUUCUUCGAUGAAGUGGUUAAGCAGAUGGUUAGUGCCUUUGAGUCACGGGCAGCAAAACUUUACACAAACCAGGAGGAGGUACCGCUGAGGAGGCGGUCGGCAUGAGGCGACACCUUUGACCUUUCAACCAUCCAGGUGCUUUUGGAGCCCCACCAGCCCACUGUUUUACCUGUUAUUGACACUUACACAAGAGACUGGAUCUUAUCUUUGCACCCAUGGUAUAUUUUUGAAUUAACACACAUGGAAUACACUUAAAGCUAUUUAUUUGUAAAGCACAAGCUGAUUUCUUUACCUUGCCCUACAUUUAUUUAUUUUUGUGUAUUCAAAUAAAGUUAUAGUUUUAAGGCUCAUGUGGACACUUUAAAAAAUUGUGAGUUAAUGUUCUGAUAAGUGACUUCUACUGAAAGCUCAAAUGUGGUUGAAGACCUUGUCCUGUGCAGUAUUUAUCAGUGGAAUUAAAAUGUCUUGUUUUUGGUAAACUCUCUGCUCUGUUUGUGUCAUUUGUAGCAUUUAAAUUUUCUUAAUGUUUCCAUGUACUGAGCAACAUCUGCUGCAAGAAAAGAUUUCCAGUGUAGCAGACUAGUAACUGCUUACUCAUGUUUGGGUAAGCGUUCUGGAUAAAUAGCACUGUCAACCUUGAUGGCUGAUACUGGCAAACAAAGUGAUGGCUACCAAUGUCGUCCGCUGAUAUUGGUUAUUUUGCAUGAUUUCAAAAACAGA